UUAAGAAUAAUUUGUUUCAAUAGACGCUUGCAACCGUCGUUGGUAUGGACACUGGCAUUCGCUAAUUUUAACACACCUAUUGGGAACCCAUCACAAGCUAGAAUGAAGUGUUCUGGCAAGAAAGAAGAUGGCACUCCAUGUGAUUACACAGAAGAGGAAACAUUCCUUUUUUGUCCAAAUUGUGGUUCAAGCUGUACUGCAGAAGAAUCAGAACCUCCAGUAGAUGUAAUCACAUGCCCAGGCAAGAACAAGCAAUGUGGAGCACAAAUCUCUUCAGAUUCCAAAGCUAACUUUUGCAAAGAGUGUGGUUGGCGGAUUGACCGAAGUUUGUUCUGUACACCAUCAAAGAAAUGCCCAGGAAAAAAUGAUGAUGGCUCUCUUUGUGGAGGAAAUAUUACAGAGAAUGAUAAGUUUUGUUUAAACUGUGGACAGGAUUUCACUUCUGAUGAGAAUGGAGACAAGUUAGGUUCACACUUGACAGGUGAACAUGAACCUCAAGCAAAUGCUGGAGCUAAAAUUGAUCAUUGCAGCAAAGAGGGAGUUGAAAAUGAAGCUUUGUUCGGAAAAAACACAACAGACACCAAACCAGACACAACCACAACUGAGGCAUCUGAGGUUGGCAGUGAGACUCAGUGUGGAGGAAAUUCAACAGACACCAAACCUGACACCACCAUCACUGAGGUGUCUGAGCCUGGCAGUGGGUCUCUGUCUGGGGGAUCUUCAACAGACACCAAACCAGACACCACCAUCACUGAGGUGUCUGAGCCUGGCAGUGGGUCUCUGUCUGGGGGAUCUUCAACAGACACCAAACCUGACACCACCAUCACUGAGGUGUCUGAGCCUGGCAGUGGGUCUCUGUCUGGGGUAUCUUCAACAGACACCAAACCUGACACCACCAUCACUGAGGUGUCUGAGCCUGGCAGUGAGACUCAGUGUGGGGGAUCUUCAACAGACACCAAACCUGACACUACCAUCACUGAGGUGUCUGAGCCUGGCAGUGGGUCUCUGUCUGGGGGAUCUUCAACAGACACCAAACCUGACACAACCAUCACUGAGGUGUCUGAGCCUGGCAAUGGGUCUCUGUCUGGGGGAUCUUCAACAGACACCAAACCUGACACAACCAUCACUGAGGUGUCUGAGCCUGGCAGUGAGACUCAGUGUGGGGGUUCUUCAACAGACACCAAACCAGACACCACCAUCACUGAGGUGUCUGAGCCUGGCAGUGGGUCUCUGUCUGGGGGAUCUUCAACAGACACCAAACCUGACACCACUACCUCUGGGGUGUCUGAGCCUGGCAGUGGGUCUCUGUCUGGGGGAUCUUCAACAGACACCAAACCUGACCCCACCAUCACUGAGGUGUCUGAGCCUGGCAGUGGGUCUCUGUCUGGGGGAUCUUCAACAUACACCCAACCAGACACCACCAUCACUGAGGUGUUUGUUACUGGUAAAGAGUGUCAGUCUGGGGAAUCUUCAGUAGAUUCCCACCCAGGCACAACCACUACUGAGGUGUUUAUGCCUGGAAGUGAGACUCGAUCAGAGGGAACUUCAGUAGACAUCCAACCAGACACAACCACCAAACAUGAGGUUAAAACUGGCAGCCAGACUCAGUUAGGAAUUUCAGCAGACAUACAACAGUCUCAGAUUAACAGUGAAAAUGGUGAAGAUAAUGCACUACAAAGUGGCCAAGUCAGCCAUGAUUGGCAUGUGAUGAGUAACGAAAAGCAGAGUGGAGAGGGCUGUGAAAAUGAGGACCAUUCUGAUAAUGAUGAGUCUGGAAGUGAGGAGGAAUCUGAAUCAAGUGAUGAAUCUGGUGAUGAUGAAGUGAAGAAUGACAAGAGUACAGACCAGACAACAACACUUUCAGGGGAUAAUGCAGAAAAUCAACCGUCAAACUCAAUCUCAAACAACCCUAAACAGAAUCAAGUCUCAAAUGAAAGCUGCAUGACAGUUUCAUCAGAAUCAGAGGACACUUCUUCCCCUAAAGUAAAACCACUGACUCUGAAACAGCAGAGUGCAGCAAUAGAAGGAAAUGUGAUUAAGUCUUCUGCUUCACCACAAGAAACAUUUGAUGUUAGUCCAAAAAUGGAAGAGUGUCAACACCAAGUACCUGUUGCAUUAGGAGCAGCAUCAGAAACAACUGCUCCAAUCACAACAAGAGAUAUUUCUUCUAAAACAGAAGAGAGUUCAGUAAAUGAUGAUUUAACACCUGCAGCAGUGCCAAGUGCAAUAUCACAAGGGAAGGAAAAUGAAAACAAAGAUGAAGAGGUGUCCCCAAAAGGCAAGGGGACAAAAGGAUCCAAGAAGAAAAACAAGAAGAAAAACAAGAAGAAGAAUGUUAGAGGUCCAAAGAACAAACCCACAAUGACUGAAAAUGAAUCUCAAGCUCAGGUUCAUCACAGCCAAUCCAAAAGCAAAGAUGAUGUUGAUGUCAUCUUCCAUGUCAUAAUAUCAAGCGAGUUUGAUUUUGAUCCAAAGUCAGACCAGGUCAGUGUGGCAUUUCAACCAACAGAACUUAGAGGAUUUGAAAAUGGAUGGAUUAUGAAACUUGUCAGAUGUGAGGAUGAGAUCAGAGAAUAUUCCUGCCAAGUUCAUAUGUCAAAGACACUACGCAAUGCUGGCUUUGAUUAUAAGUAUGGGGUAACAUCUCAAGAUAAGAAAGUCAGAUGGGAAAAGCUGUAUUUCCAAACUUCAUACAAAAACAGGCGUUUCACCAUGCCAGGUGAAAUGAAACAAUCCAAAGAUUCCCGGCAUCGGUAUGAUGGAUAUGUGUAUCCCAAUAUCUCGGCGUCGAGGCUAGAGGCCUUUCUUAACUUCUUCAAGGGGGUCUCUCACAAGGUUCAAGAAGAUGUCAAAGUUGCUGCAAGAAAUUUUUGGCCAUCAUACAACAUUAUCAUGUCAUCUUUAGCAAAAACAACACCAGAUGAGUCAGAAAGAGCAGAGAAUCUUGUAAAUACAGUUCAAGAUGUGCUUGAUGGACUUUAUUGCCAAAUGCCUGAAAAGAACAGAACAUCUUUCAAAGCAGAGAUUCUUAUGGACUAUGUUACUCCUCUACUGAAUCAACUGCAUGUCAACAGUGGGAUGGAAAGUCACAACAAACAGGGACUUCUGCUUGGACUAUUUGUUGUCGCAAUUUUCAGGAAGAACAAACUUAAAUUAUAUCUCCAAAAAGAUCAUUUCAAAGCCAUGCUCGUACAGCCAAACAGAGAGAAACAAGAAUGUGUGGAAAUGAAUCAUUUGGAGAAGCAUUUUCCAGGAAAGACAGAAUUUUUGAUUGCGAUGAUCAUGGAUCUGAUCGAUGAACAUAGCCAAAUAUGUACGAGUGGUGUUAAAGCUGAUUCUACCUGGCUCUAUGCUGUGCCUAUUCUUCACUUUUUGAGAAAAGACUCUGUGCCAUUUAUCAAACCUCUUGAACACAACCAUUAUAACAAAGAAUGGUGGGGACACAGAGAACUGCAUGCAAAAGUAGAAAGACUGAAGACCUUUUGCUAUUGGAGCAAUUCUCUAAAAACAGUCUGUACAGAUUUGGAACAUUUAUUUGAUGUGGACUUCUUACUGCCAAGGACUAUCAUGGGUUGUGUGUCUUUUCCCUUGUUGAUGACAGCUGUUGAGCUGCAAAAGAUUCCAGCUGAAGUUUCUAGUGCAACACUCUGCUUUUACAAUUAUGAAGUUUACACACAUGAACUGGACACAGUAGAAUGUAUCCAGGAAGUGGCAAAGACCUUCAAACAGCACCGCCAAGACAGAAAAGCUUCAGACCACUGCUCAAGCUCCUUGGAGAAGUGCUUUGCAGAAAGAAACUUGACUUUGAAGAUUACAACAGAUUUGAUAAAAAAGUACCAGUGGUAUACACCACGCACAGAUGAAUUCAUCUAUGCAGCUGCAGACUUGUUUGCAUCAAGUGUCUAUGACUGUACAUUUCAUGAAGAUGAACAUGCAGCUUCUAAACUGGAUAGUGUAAAAGAAGGAGACGAUCAGAUUCUGGAAUGUUGGAAAGUUAUCAAUAUUUGGAUGCAGACACUGUUUUCUCAAACAGUAAUGCGUGGCAGAUGCCUUCAGAACUGGAACUGUUUGCUGAAGCUUGACUUUGGAAGUUCAAGAACAAAUGACCAAUUGCAAACUGUCCUUUUGAAUGGAGUUGAAGCUGUCCUGUCAGAGAUGACACACAUGGAUUGCUGUCAUGUGUUCCUGAAUGAGAAUAUAUCAGGCCUCAGUAAUGUUCUGCAAGAACGAAUAACAAAUGCAGCUUUCAAGUCCUUUGAUAAUCUUGUGAGGAACAAGAGCAGAAUUGAAGCAACAACUACAGUGAAUGAGAACUUUGGUAAACUCAUGUCAAAACUGCUGACAAGUCAUUGGCCUGAAACAGAGGAUCAAGAAAUAAUCAUGGAGCACUUAUUGACAUGGGAACCAUUGUUGCAUUACUUCAAGCGAUUUGUCAUCAACUUGAAUGACCCCAAAGUGCUGUCAAAACACUGUACUGUUUAUAUCUUGAAUGCAGCACAGCUUCUGGACAUGCUCAAGAUAUCUGUUAAUGAUGGCAGUAUCCCAGUGUCACAACUGAGGUUGAUUGUUGCUGACAGUGACAGGUUCUUGGAAUUAUUAGCAGCUUGUGCAGGUGUUUAUGAAUCUAGGGACCUGAGCACUGAUGAUGAGGAUGGUGCCGAUAAGACUGAACAUGAAGAAAUGCAACAUAUUCUUCUUAUUCGCCAGAAGGAACUGAAGGUCGCUGAAGAGAGUCUCAGUCAACUGAAGAUUCUAAUGCACUAUUGUGUUAACAUCACCAGUGUCAAUACUACUGCACUAACCGAUGACAUCUCGGAAAUGGAAAGGCAUUUUGAAUCAGCAGAUGCACUCUCUUCAGUCUGCUGUACUUUGCCAAGGAAAGAAGCAAAAAUGACCACAAUUGAUACAUACAAGCCAAAACUGAAACACUCAGUUUCUGAGGAGACAAUGACAAUUGUACCCAAGCUAAAGACGCUAAAGAAAAGUUCAAUUUUCCAUACUAUAUGGAAGAAGGAAGCUGCAAAUGUCAUACAGGGAACUAGCUUUGAAGACUCAGUAAAGCUGACCUGGCAGAGUGCCUCUCCGAAAUGGGAAAUGCUGUGCUCAAAGAUAAGAGAUGGAACAGAGACAUUUAAAAAUGUUCAAAAGCAUAUUAAAGAUUUGGAUAGUGGUGAAAUCAAGGAAGAGUUCAAUUUGAUGUGUGAUGGAUCAUCGCCAAAGGCGUGGGUGGAUAGAAGAUUGGAACAGUUGGAUGGCUACAAACAGCUAGAAUGUUAUCAAACAACUGCAAAAGUAAUUAUGGACAUCAGCAAGUCAUAUUCCUUUUCAGGAGACUUUGAACCUGUCAGGAAAAUCAGUAUGUUGGGACGCAGUGAUGAACACCAAAUGAAGAAACUUGACAAAAAUGUGCUGGAAACCUGUGAAAUAUUAAGGGGAAUAAAUGACCCUAACAAACAAAAAUGUAUUAGAGCUUAUGAAACCUGUCAUGCACUUGUGGAGUGGCUGCAGACAUCAAUGACAGGUGGCGUGAAGGAACUGAAGGUGUUUGUGGACCUGGCUUUCAUCUCAGCUGGGGAGGAACCGAUGGAAAUACACAAAGUCAACUGUUUCCACUCAGCAACCACUGGAUAUGCUCCACUGAUCUUCAACACACCACAGACUGCAGACUAUGCCACUUUCCUCAAGAACUGUAAAGCUGUUUUGCGGGAACUUGAAACAGACACAAAACUCCCAGACAAAUUGAUUGACGCCAAUCUUCAUCUUACAUGGCUAAAGGAGGUAAAAGCGUCACAUGGAUCAGUGGAAGUCACAUCCCUCUCACAGGCAAGAAUGAUCAACUCCCAGGGUGUAUACAGGAUUGGCAACCUACUGAAUAUAAAGAAUGUGUCUGAUCUGUUCUUGAACAAUGUCAUCAGUCUUCACUUGUCUACUGACAAUGUAGACACUGAAAUGACCUUGGAGCAGACACAAGACAACCUGUCCCGGAAGUACAGCUUUGACCAGUUGGUGGAUCUUCAAAGCAGACUGAUGCUGGUGGCUGGCCAGGCAGAUAAGGGCAAAGAAAAUGUCGACGAAUUCAUCAUGAUGCUUGAUGGAAUAGUACGUUUGGCCAAAACUUACAUCCGACUUUGCAGUGAUGGCUGUGUAUUGUUUGAAUGUUGGAAAGGAGAAUUUAUGUGUGGCACUGACAGAAAGGUUUGCUCAGUUUUAGAAUUUGGACAUGAUGAAGCAAGUGAAACAUUGAAAGGUCAUUGUGGCAAGGAAAAUGUUACAGACUUUGUCCUUGCCCUUGCAAAACAAUUUGAGGACUUCCAUGAUGAAUGGAUGAACUGUGUCAGUGACAAGAGAGAUGACUAUUUGGAGCUGAACUUCUACACCAUAGAGCAAUUGGUGUUCCUCCAGAGAGAACUCAUCAAACUAGGCACAGAGGAGGAACCUUCCGUUCAUGUGUACUCAAUGUUGUCUCUGAUCAAGCCUGACUGUACCCAAGCAGAUCUCACUGAUGCCAUGCAAACAGCAAAACAUGUUGUCUUUGCUCAGGAGGAAGACAGUCAACAAGAAUUGUCAGUUGAGGAGACUUUGGAAAAAUGUGAUCCUAAACAAGCCUUCAUUAAUGCCAUGCUUGACACAAACUUCUCAGAGAGUUUGGCAGAACGUGCCCUUGAGGCCAUUGGUCCUGAUGAUGUUAACAGUGGUGUAGCUUGGUGUUUUGAACACCAAGAAGAUUUUCUAGGAGAGGAUGAGGUACCAGAGAUUUGUGACGAGACAUUUAGUGGCUGGGAGUUUGAGCAACAUUCAUUUUCAUCAAAAGCAUCAUAUUGGGUUAAGAAAACAGAAAUUUAUACAAGAAAUGAUGUCACUGUACAAGAUAUGACUUCCAACCUGAGGUCAGUGUGGGACGCAUUCCUGGAAGCUGUAUCAUCCAGUGUAGCAGAUUAUCUCAGUCUGGAACAUCUGGGCAUCAUCCUCAGACAGUUGGCACAAACAGAUCAGCGUAAGUUCAACAGGACUAUUCCACUACAGCAAAAGGCAGGAAUUCCGAACUUGAUAGUGUGCCCCCAAGCUGAUAUGCUGAACACUGUUGUAUACAUGUACAAACACUCAGAGGAUGAGCCACUUCCUCAACCAGAUGAAGUCCUUCUGUGCACUCCACAAACUACCUUUGACCAGGUUGACAUCUUCCUGCGGCGAGCCUUCUUCAGCAACCCUGGCAAGUUGUAUACAAUGGCCAAUGCUGAUUUGCUGCAGUAUGAAAUAGAGGAGAGGGCAGAGAAGAAGCUAAAGGAGUAUGCAAACAGAAUAGAAGGUCUUGACUAUCGGCUCGUGAUUUUGUGUUCGACAGAGAAUGAGUUCAAAGCAAGAAUUGUGGCAGCUCUUGAAAGACAGAGAUGCCCUUCACCUCCACUGCAACACUUGGAAGAUAUCAGACAAUACCUGCAGUUGAAGUUUUCACAGAAGUAUGAAAAAGGGGGAAUGACAUCUGCCUCUGGAUUAGAUUUCGAUAGUUCCACAGUGCGAGUGAUCAAGUCCAAGAGAGCUGGUGUCGGGAAGACCUUGUACAAGAAGCGCCAGGUGGAGGCACUGCAGCGUCUGAACCCUAGAGUCCCUGCUACAUCAGUGUCCAUACAUCUGUAUGAGAAAAGUGUGUCUACAAUGGAUGUGGCAGAGAAACUGCUUGAUCAUACACUUCAGCCUGGACAAGUCCUACCAAGAAUAUUCCACCUGGACAUCUCAUAUGAGGUUCAGGAAGGUGUUGACUAUCUCCUCUUCAACCUGCUGGUUCUGGGCUCUAUCAGCAACAACAUGGGACAUGUCUGGCUCAAGUCUCCCCUGGACUUGUAUCUGGUGGAGACAAUCCCCAUCACAGAUGUCAGACAGGACAGGAGAGCCAGUCAGCAUCUGAUCCAUACCAUAUUAGAGAUUCUGCCUGAUGUCUAUUGCUGGUCUCCUCAAGACACCCUGCAAAUUCUCACAGAAGACACCAUCCCUAAAGAAUUUAGAGAACAUGACAGUACAUUUGAUCAAAAGGAGUUUGAAAGUGAGGCUUUUCAAAGGCCUUACCGAUACCUUAAAAGAUGGGGCACCAAACACAAUAUGUCUGAUAUUGAUCCCAAGGAACCAGAAGGGACCCAGGAAGACUGCUUAGCUACUCUGUUACAACACUGUGGAGUACCAGACCCAGCUUGGUCUGAGCUUCACAACUUUGUGUGGUUCCUGAAUACUCAGCUGGUGGACUUUGAGAACUCCAUCUUCUGUUCAGACCUCAUUUUGGAGGAUCUACCUGGCUUCCCUGUGUUGGUGCUGCACUUCCUUAUCCAGAUGUCAAGGGACUUUGCUACCAGGUCACUGGUGAUGAGCGAAGAGCCUCCACUGGACCAGCUGAAGGUUCAAGACAGAGAAGAAGAAGAUCUCACACAGUUUCAGAUGAAGCGGACUUGGGAAAGCAGCCCACACCCUUACAUUUUCUUCAACCCUGAUGGCCAGACCAUGACCUUCCUUGGCUUCAACAUUGACCACCGGACUGGGAACAUGGUGGACCAGCAGACAGGGAGGGUGCUGGAGAAAAAUCUCGUGCCCAAACCACUACAAGAAGCACUGAUCAGAAACAGGGUCAACAUCAAUGAGAACUUUGAUCAGAUGCAAAGACUUGAUCGAUUGGCUAAGCUGUGCAGUGUGAUGCCAGGUGUUGACUUUGUACAUGAUCCUGAUGACACAUAUGAACUGACAACAGACAAUGUCAAGAAGAUACUUGCAAUUUACAUGAGAUUUAGAUGUGGAAUCCCAGUGAUAAUCAUGGGAGAGACAGGAUGUGGGAAGACAAGACUGGUCAAGUUCAUGUGUGCCCUACAGUGCAUGCCAGGCUCUGACAUUGAAAACAUGGUCAUUAUGAAGGUACAUGGUGGCACAACCUCUGACGACAUCAUCAAAAAGGUCAAGCAUGCGGAACAACUUGCCAUUGCUAACAAGGCUAGGAACUCACACAUGUACACUGUGCUGUUCUUUGAUGAAGCAAACACAACAGAAGCCAUUGGACUCAUCAAGGAAAUAAUGUGUGAUGGCUGUAUUGAUGGACAGCCACUGAAACUGUCGGAAAACCUCAAGAUUGUGGCUGCCUGCAAUCCUUACAGAAAGCAUUCUGAUGAGUUGAUUCAGAGACUUGAAAAAGCAGGACUUGGCUAUCAUGUUGAAGCUGACAAGACAACAGAUAAGCUAGGCCAUGUCCCUAUGAGGAGACUUGUGUACCGGGUUCAGCCUCUGCCACAGAGCAUGCUGCCUCUUGUUUGGGACUUUGGCCAACUCAACAUACACGUGGAAAAACUCUACAUCAGACAGAUGGUCAACAGAUAUGUACGAAAUGGCGAGAUUCCUAAUUACCCUGGACUUGUUGAGGUUAUCAGCCGGAUCCUUAUAGCCUCUCAAGAAUUUAUGAGAAAACAACAGGAUGAGUGCAGCUUUGUGAGUCUUCGUGAUGUUGAUCGUACCCUGAGUGUCAUGGCCUGGUUUUACCAGCAGUCCCAGGAGAAUGGAACACUGUUUAAGAUGAUUGAUGAACAGCUGUGUCCAGAGCAGAUCUCUGAUGAUGACGAUGAUGAUGAUGAUGAAGAUGAAGAAGAGGAGGGGGAAGACAUCCAUGAAGUGGAAGCUGAUGACUUAUGGAGUAUGGAUGAUGAGAUGUGUUUCACUGAUGGACAGAUAUCUCAGAAAGUGCCGGAUGAUCUCACAAAAUCCCUUGUAUUGGCACUCAGUGUGUGUUACCGAGCAUCGUUGAGGAGUCGAGCUGAAUAUGAUGCUUAUAUUGUGAGGUCUUUUUGGGGACCAUGCUUGCUCCAAGGGGGCUCUGAACAGUUUCUCAACAUCAUUGACAGCUGCCAGAAGGUGUUUGUGGAUGAAGUCGAGAUUGACCCAGAAAAGAACAUAGCGAAGAACCAGGCCCUGAAGGAGAACCUGUUCAUGAUGGUUGUCUGUAUUGAACUGAGGAUCCCCCUUUUCCUGGUGGGAAAACCAGGCAGCUCCAAGUCCCUGGCCAAAACCAUUGUUGCAGAUGCUAUGCAGGGUAACUCAGCCAAAAAGGAAUUGUUCAAACAACUGAAGCAGGCCCAGAUGGUGUCAUUCCAGUGCAGUCCUCUGGCCACUGCUGAAGGUAUUGUCGGUACCUUCCGUCAGUGUGCUCGCUACCAACAGGACAAGGACCUGGACAGGUUUGUCUCCAUCGUAGUUCUGGAUGAAGUUGGUCUGGCAGAAGACUCUCCAAGGAUGCCGCUCAAGACUCUCCACUCACUGUUGGAAGAUGGCUAUCAGGGCUUUGAAGAACCAGGACAAGAUGUGCAGAGUGGUCAGUCACCAGAAGAGGAUGAAUUUGAAGGAGAUGAAGAUCAAGGAUUAGACAUCAAUGAUGAACAUCAAACAGACAAAAACCAAAACAAUAAGGUUGCCUUCAUUGGGAUCUCCAACUGGGCCCUGGACCCCGCUAAGAUGAACCGAGGAAUCCUGGUGCAGAGAGAAGUUCCUGAUAAGAAUGAACUUGUAGAAAGUGCAGAAGGCAUAUGCUCAAGCAAGAAAGAAGUUCUCAAUAAAAUCGAGACAUUGCUGCCUGAUUUAGCUGAAGCCUAUGAGAAGAUCUUCAGAGAAUCACAACAGCAAUCAAGAGAAUUUUUUGGCCUACGAGAUUUCUACAGCCUUGUAAAGAUGGUGUAUGCAUUUGUUGCCACAAGUAAAAGAAACAUUUGUUGGCACCAGCUGGAGCAUGCAAUCAAAAGAAACUUUGGUGGACUUCACACUCUAAAUCCUGUAAAAAUAUUCAAGAGUGAAAUAAAGACAAUUGAUGUACAUGAAGAGGUUCAUACUGAUGACCCAGACUGCUCAACCAUAGCUCUUUUAAAGGCGGCAUUAUCUGGAGAUAGUACAUGCAGUGAGAGCCGUUACCUGCUACUGCUGACCGAGAACUACGGUGCUCUGAACAUCCUACAGCAACACCUUCAAGCUGAUGAUUAUAAGCAUCAUGUCAUCACUAUUUUUGGGUCAAGUUUCCCAAAGGAUCAGGAAUACACUCAGGUGUGUCGAAACAUCAACAGAAUCAAGGUGUGCAUGGAGACGGGCAGCACAGUGAUCCUGUUGAACCUGGAGAAUCUGUAUGAGAGUCUUUAUGAUGCACUCAACCAGUAUUAUGCCGUACUGGGAGGAGAGAGAUUUGUUGAUCUUGGUUUGGGAACCCAUCGAGUAAAAUGUAGAGUACACAGGGAUUUCAGACUGAUUGUGGUAGCAGAGAAGCAGAUAGUGUAUGACAAGUUCCCCAUACCGCUAAUAAACCGCCUGGAGAAACACUUCCUGACACUCAGCAACAUGAUGACACCACAACAGAUGGACAUGGCUUCGAGGCUUCAUCAGUGGGCUGAAGAUUUUGUCACUCCUCAACCACAAAUACCUGGAGGAAAAUCAAUAAAAGAGACACCACACGAUGCUUUCAUGGGCUACCAUCCAGACACAGCAGCUGCCAUUGUGCAGCAUGUGUGGGGAAGAGAGGAACCGACAGAGCCUGUUGUUAGAGAGUUGUUCAUGGAGUGCAGAGAAAUGCUGCUCUGGUGUGCUACUCCUCAAUAUGUCCUGCAGCUCUCGCGAAAGAAACUAUAUUUUGAAGCUGAAACCAUCCAAGCCCUGUACUGGAGGCAUCAGAAGCAUAAGGAUAUCUUUGAUUACUUAGCAUGGGCUUUGGAACAGGGAACAGAGCAUACAAUCCAAGUCCAGGUGACAACUCACUCCAAGCUGCUGACAGACCAGGAGAAGGAGGACUUGAGCAGACAUCUGAGUCUGCCUCCCAACAACAUCAUCCUGCUCACACUGCAGUCCUUUGACACAGAGCAGCAGUUUGCACAGCAGAUCAAAAACUUUGUGCAGCGGUGCGAGGAGGGUCAGAAACUGCUGCUAGUUCAGUGUGGAUCUGGAGACAGGAACCAGUCUCUCAUCAGGAGUGCCCAGUACUGUGUUCUGGAUGAGCUGCAUAAUGCCAGGCAGUUUGCUGUAGUCUUCAUCAUACAACUGCCUAAUAUUGCUGGAGGAUGCUUCUCUGGCUUUCAGGCAGGAAAAUGGCAUUCAUUGCAUUUGGAUGAACUCACUCCUCAAAACAAACUUCUGCCCACAAUCGAUCAACUCCUUGAAAGAUGUCCUUCUGACAUUUUUAAAGGAGAUCGAAAAGACUUUCCUUCGCAGAGAAUGACAGGAAACAGUAUUGCUGUGGCUACUCCCAAUGACAAGGGGGAAAAUACAACAGGCAGACCCAAGGAAAGAAGUGGAGAGAACUUCAUGACUGUCGAGAAAGGACCAAUGUUGAGAUCUAAAGAUGACAUUGAUGAACACACAAUUGCUCCCCACCUCCAACAACUUCUUAUUUCAUGCAUCCAGUCUGCUGCUGCUCUCAUCAGGGAUGAAGAACGGGACACCAAACGCUCCACCAAGAGGAUAGAGAUACUCCUCAAGCUCCUUAACUAUAAGGAUGAUGAAGAUGCAGUGUUGUUCGUGCAUGGUGUGUCAAAACUAGUUAUCAGACUGCUACAAGAAAAGGAGUCAAUGAGUCAUGGAUCUCCAAAGAACUGGCUAUAUACAGAGGCAGCAAAAUCUGAGAAAGUGCAGAAAUCUGGAACAUUCAGGCGUUCAUGGAUACAUUGUCUGGAGAGUAAAAUCACACCCAUACUGGCUCAAGUUCUGGCUUUCCUGGACACUAGCAGGAACCUAGACUUCAUGCAUGCACCUGAUGUUGCACCAUGGACGAAAAGACUAUGGCUGGCAUUGCUGAACAACACCACAGUCUGUCAUGACCCGUGUAAGAGGAUCAUCACCCCUGGCAACCAGUCCCAGCAGAGUGAGGUUGUACCACAUCAUUUUGGAGUCAGCAAAUUGGUGUUUUCAGUACAGAUGCCAUUUUUCUGGCUUCUCUUUCAUGACAUCAAAAAUGCCAUACUGCAGGCAGAAAACAAUGCACUGGAAGAAGAUCUUUUGAGAUGUGUGGAAAACAUCAUCAGCAGGACUGCAUAUGGGAAGAUCCUGUUGUCUGUAGUUACAGAAAAAGAAAAGACUGAAAUGAUUAGAGCUUACCUGAGAGAUUUUGUGGUUGCGGUCUAUCCUGAUGUGACAGACAAGUGGAAAAUUCUUUGUAAUGCCCUUGAGAAUGCUGCCAGACAGACAGAGAGAGACCUGGAAAGUCUAGGUGUGAUACAAGCUGUAGUCUACAUCCACGUUAUCCACUCCGCUGCCAAAGAGAGGCUGCAGCUCUUCCUAGAGGUUGUCCAGAUCUGGCCGGAAGUUGUGACGGCUGUCAUUGACUUGAAGGAGAGAGUAGGAGGGAACCCACUGCUCACAGAUGAUGAGAUGACUUUGGAUGUUCUGAGUUUGACACUUCUCAUGGAGCAGCUGGAACCAAGUAAGGAUGAAUUGAACACAGAUAAAGGCCGAUCAGACUGGAUGGAUCAUGUCAAGACAUAUCUGCCUGUCAUAGGUAGAAUCCUCAACACUACAGAGACCGAGCUUGAACAUGGCAAUGUGUGUCUCCGGGUAAUGGAUCAGGCAAGAUGUAAUUGGAUGCGAGUGAUGACCCUUAAACUCUUUCUGGAGAGCUUCACUGGAAUCAAGAAACUUGAGCUGGGAACAAAAUAUAUGCCUUUGUGGAAGUGGCUGGGGGAUGACGCUGAUUUAACCAAAAUGUCAUCACUGAAAAAAGUAGAUCAAUUUCUGAUCAGUAUAAAUGUGGCAUUUGAGAAGAAAAUUGCAGGAAAAAGGGGUAAAUGCAGUUAUUGUGAGACUCCUUUUGGUGAGAAGCUGAAAGCACAUCUACCAUGUGCACACAAAAUCUGUCUGAAAUGUUUUGCUGACAUUAAAGCCAAACGAACCAUGAAAUGCCCAAACUGCCAGAAGCAAAUACCAUCGUCUUACAAGCCAUGCAAUAGCUCAGCUGAACAAAGGGAAGUGUUAGAAGACUAUCGUGUCUACCAAAAGUGCUGCAACACUUUCCUCAUGGCUGUGGUCUCCAAGCUGUGUUUUGGCCAAGUAGAUGCUCCUGAAGAUGCUGUGGUGAAGAAAGUCUUCAGCUACAUCACCCAUGAAACAGGACAUGGCAAGACAUACACCAAACAGAUGUCUGUAUUUGAAGAUGUGAUUGAUCAAACACCUGUAGUCAGAUCCUUUCUUCUACAACUUCUCAUACACAAGAGUGAAGCCACUGUUCAAGAGCACCUCAAAGAUUUCUUCCUCCAUGCAAAAAAACUGUGUCAACAGGGAGGAGAGGAGAUGUCCCAGGAUAAUAUCGAUAAACUUGUGCAGUUCAGUCUUCUUGUCAUACACUGCUAUGAGGACCUGUCUCACGAACAAGCAGCCAGUCUAUGUAACUCAGAUGAAGAAAUGAGGAUUGCAAGGCUCCAUCUUGCUGAAGCCAGACAGUACAUUAUGGUCAAAGAACUUGACAUAGGGAAGAUGUUUACUGUUGCCAAAUGCCGUUAUGGUCUGUCAGUUGCUGCCAAGUACCUACAUGGAGUGCUAGCUCAGAAGAGUCUGCACAAGACUAAGCAGUUCAACCAACUGAUCCAAGAAGUCAAAGAUCUGUUGGAUGUUGAGGAUACUGAUUGGCCCAAAAAAUUUCUUGUGAAGCAGAUUUGUAAAGAUUUUGGGACUGACAGUUAUCAGGCAAUUUGUGCAUCCGCUGAAUGGCUAGCCCUGGACUCAACAAAUGAGGUUGCAGCAUGUCCAGAUCGAUAUGUAGUGUGUCCAAUUAGCUAUCAGAAACUGAGAGAAGCUGUUGCCAAAACUCUCCUCGGACAAAACAUAAAGCACCUGAAGUCAUUGAUGAAGCAGAAUGAUGAAAUGCUGUUCCUCCUGGCACUACACAGAGAAAUCACCAUGAAAAACAUUGCCCCCAGUAGUGAAGCUCAAUUGCUGCAAAAGUCAUCUCAAUGCAUUGAAGCACUCAUACAGAAUGCCAAGGACAACAUGAAAGGAAAAGAACUUGCACUAAAACUGAUAAAGAAUAAGUUUGGUGGACCUGUUUCUUUCCUCAACAUCACAGAAGGACAGUGUGUCCGAGACCAGAGUCUGGUGUGUCUGCUGCUGCAUACAUACCUCGUCCUAACACACUUCAACAACAAGCCAGGCUUCCUUAAACCUCUCUCUGACCUCAUACUGCAUCCUGAAAACAUGAAAGACAAAUUGUUUCCAACAAUGCCCCAAGAUGACACAGAUUCCAUACGGGAGAUAUUGUUAAAAUCGCUGAGGAAUACCGACACCACAGUUGUGGUCUACACCUGCCCCAAUGGACAUCCUUAUGUCAUAACAGAGUGUGGUCAACCUGUUACUGAAGGGCGAUGCGAUGUAUGUAAGGAGAUAGUUGGAGGCAGCGAAUAUAAGGCAUUCCAAGGAAACACACUUCAUGAUGGGAGGGACCAGACCCGUACUGGUCAUGUUCUGGGAAGAGCAGCAGAUAGAACCACCGCCUAUGCUGGUGAACGUAGACUGGGAGGAGCUGCCUGUGCUGUUCUGCGUUUCUUCACUCAUGCUGCAUUACUUCUGGGAGCAGAGAACAACCCACAGGCAGUAGCAGCUCUGGUCUACCCCCAGCUACAGCAGGAUACCAGUCAGUUUUUCUUGGAGCACCUCCAGAAGGACCUUCAGAUCAUCCAUCUGGCCACAGGGAAGAGUGUGGAUGAUGUCUUCCUCCUCCUACACUUCAUCUGUCAUCAGAUUUCUGAACUAGAUAAAUACAAGAGAAGUGAUCCAGCAAAUCUAACCAACAAGCCCGCUAGAGAGACCUGGGAAGACCAGUUUGCCAAGACAUUUAUCAAUCAAUCAGUGCAGAAUUUGGAAGGCUGUCUUGGAAUAUGCAACGACAGAAUUCGAAAGGACAAAAGGAUAGGUUCCAACAAGCUGAUGUCUAUUCUGUAUGAAGUAGACACUUCCACUCCCCAGCAAGUUGACUGUCUCCAUGAGUUCCCAGCUGUCUGGAGGUACCAGUCACGUAUCACGUUGGAGCAUUUCCUGCGAGAGUUCCAUCUGAAAGUAGAGAACAACAAGGGCAAGAAAUCCAAGAUGGAAGUGCUCAGCCUUUUCAGACAAGAGCACCCAUUCCUGCAGGCAUUGCACCACAUCCCUAACAUUCUCCGUCUACAACAGCUGCUGAUGGCAAAAUUCAGACGUCGUCUUGAUCGCUCUCAAGCAAAUAAGAUGACCAUUGCAGAGAUGUUCUCAAGAGAAGAUGAGGGCUUUAAAAAGGAUGUAAAGGAGUUGAUGCCUGAUUUGAUUGCCGUUUGGGAAUGUGUGAAGGAGAGUCUGCAUAGUCAUGGAUGUAGGACAGUUCAUGCCGGACAGGUUUUCCUGCCUGAUGCCUACAAGAACAUGAGGAUAGAGGAGAACUCCCCGCUAGCCGUCCUUCUGCCAUCCACUCAGGGACCCGGUAUCUGCUCCUACAUGAUGCUGGAGUUCCUCUUCAGGAAGCACAAUGAAUUCAUGGAAAAAUACUGUGAAAAGAUCAACUCCAGCUAUGAGCGCCUGCCUGAGGUCAGCAUGAGGAAACUUCACAGUAACCACCUGGUCAGCUACCACCCUGACCGUGACCUGCUGCCCCUUGUCCUGGCCAACUGUAACUACUCCUUUGAGCUGGGGAAAGGCAACACCACUGAGUAUGACUUUGAAGGAUUUGAGUAUCAGCUCAAAGAAGUCAUUCUUCAAGCCAAGUCAAGAGUUGCACAAAUAUCAUAUGUCAUACCUAUUGAUCAAAUGGUGUACAGGGCAGAUUCAGGAAACAUUGCAGUGUUUAAGACACUCCAAGACAGAAUACCACAGGAGCCCCUGUCACCAGCGGUGAAGGUACAAAUUGUGUCUGAACUCAAGUCUAGCUUGCCAGACAUCUGUGACUCUAUCAACAACCUGGACAUCACCACCAGCUUCCUCAAGUCUCUGGGAGGAGAUCCAGACCAGUCACUGCAGACUUUCAUGACAGAUGUGCUCAAGAUGAAACCGACAAUAACAAGUCAGAAGGCAAGGCAGGUUUGUCAGUUCAGGCAUGUUCAGUCACUGUGGCUUUUACUGACAUUCCAGAAGUCUGUGAUACUUGCUGAACACAACCAGGACCCAUUCAGCAAUCUUGACAGUGAGCACAAUGUAGAUCUGAGUGAGGAAGAGAGAACUAAUCUACGUGGGUUUUGUCGAAAGAAAAGUCCUGACAAGCUGGAGUUUUUCCUUCAAGAGAUCUUCAACUGUCUCUUGCUGUGGGUGGCUGUACCUGCUGACAACUCUGAUGGACCAAGUCCAAAGUCUAUGAGCCUGAAAGCCUUACUGCAAGGUCACCUUGAUCGUUCACUGUACAGUGAUGAAGGUGCAGGAAGCAGAUCAAGCAGCACUGAUCAGACCCUGACAGAGGAAGACAUUGCCUCACUCCCACCUAGCAUCAAGGGCAUGCACAUCCCUGACACUUGGCUGGUGCUGCUCCAGGAGAUCAACCAGCGCAGGAAGGAGAUGAAGGUGGUGCAGCUCUGAUCCCAGAGUCAAUAGAUUAUACAGUUGUACAUGUGCUGUACUUCAACCUGAUGCCUGCAUCAGCCUGUACAUGUUCUCUUGUGUAGGUGGUGCAACUCUGAUCCCAGAGUCAAUAGAUUAUACAGUUGUACAUGUGCUGUACUUCAAUCUGAUGCCUGCAUCAGCCUGUUCAUGUUCUCUUGUGUAGGUGGUGCAACUAUGAUCCCAGUGUCAACAGAUUAUACAGCUGUACAUGUAUUGUACUUCAAGUCUGAAUCUGUACAGAAUCAUGUAUUUUUUAGCUGAUGUUGAUGGUGGUAAGUUGUUAUUUUUUUACAUGCUUCUUUUUAAUUUAUCAGUUGUUUACUGUGGAGUGUAUGCAUUUUAUGAUUAGUUUUUGUAUGUUCUUUGAAAAAUCAUGAAGUUUUGUAAUAAAUAAACAGUUAUUUUGUGUUUUUUAUGAUACAUGUUUUCAGCAUAUAUAUGCAAAGCUGUUAUGGUUAAUGUGUUUCUUGACUAGUUGUAGACUACUUAGUUGUUAACGUAACUCUAAACUGAUUAUGUAACCCAUAAAUAUACAUCUAAGUUAACCUAAUUUAGAGUAUAUUAGAAUGUGUGGUAUUGUAGCUUUGUAAAUAGUGGAUUGAUAAACUGUAAGGAGCUAAAGGAUUGAUAUCAGACCUUUAUCAUACAUACAUUUAUGCAAUCAGUGUACUGAACAGUACGCAUGUAUUGACAUUUACUCGGCAUCAUUAUUGAAGGGUCACCUAAGUAUGUAGGGUGUCAAACAUGAACAUAUGCCAACAAGUUAAAAAUGGGGCAUUAUAUCUCUUAUUAUCUUCAUGACCCCUCAAUUAUGAUGCUGAGUAUAUUUGGUAACAUUUUGCAACUUAUUUCCAUGAUUGGUUGUUUGCAGAAUUUUACAUGGAUUCCAAACAUAUACUUACAUACAUUGAAUUUGAUUUAAAAUAGUGAAUUUUCAGUUAUUUAUAAAGUAUAUAUUUUGCCAGUAUUUAUUCUUAUGCUUUAGCUUCAGAGGUGUAUCACUAUUUUAGCUAUUUUUGUCAACAAUGUUUUAUCUCUUUUCAAUAUGUUUUUUUUCUGUUGUUACAGCUCAUCAGUUGCAUCAUGGGAAUAUGUAAUAGUUGGUUAUGUUUUGAAACAUUUACCUUUUAUCUAACAUAUCUAGCAAUUUAUGAAACUUACUAUCAGCUUACUGAAGUUAUCUACGUAAGUAUACCAUAUGAUCUACAGUAAGUGCUGUGUGUGUGGUACCUAUAUGAUUGUCAUGGUCAACUGCUAUUUCUCUAAUUUACAUUUUGUGUCAAUAAGAUAUAGCAGCAGUGUUUGAAUGAAACUAUUUUAUAUAUUAGCAUUUUAAGUUGCUGUUGUUUUUGACAAGGUUGUGACAAGUGUGAUAGACUAACUAUCAAUGCAUCAAACAGACCAUCAGCAACAUUCAUGUUAUACAGUUGUUCUGCAUAAAUAGAGAUAGGAGUGGUUGAAUAAGUUUAACUGUGUUAUCAUUCUUGAAACAUUUUUUGUUUUUGAUUGAUUUUUUUUAAAUAAUCAUGUAUGCUCCUAGGGACCAGUCCCAUGUUUGUUGAGAUCAUAUCUCCUGUACGUGUUUAAAGUACAGUUUGAGAAAGCUAUUGGAUUUGCAGCUAGACGUAAAAGGCAAUCCAGAAGCGGGAAAUCUGUGGAUUUUCUCAGAAAGUGCAAAAUCUAUUGAUUUGUUUUGUUAUGCUAUUUAGGCAUUUGUUUUAAGCCUGAAGAAAGUAAGAGAAUGGAUAUUGUAUGUAGCAGAAUUUGCUGUUGAAGUAGACCUCACUUAGGAUCACAGUAGAUACAACUAGUGUGUCCAGUAGUUGGAUGUUGAAUGGUAUAUUUUGUACAGUUUUGAAAUGAAUCCUUGCAGAUUAUUUUGUUGUAUUACAGUGUUCACAUCGUCUUAAUUGGCUUAGUGAGUUAGUGAUUCACAAUUCUGGAUUCCAGUGUUUAGAGAAUGAUUACUGCUUUGUGUCAUAAUCAGUUUCUUAGCUAAUCACAGCAUCACUGUUGCUUUAACUCUAUGUUUCAUUUUAUCAAACCACUUUGUACAAACAAACAUCUUUACAAUGAUCAUCAUAAGGGGUUUAGAACUGUGGAGUUGUUCAUGUACAUAAACUGUACAUAUCUGGUGAACAAGUAGUGUCUUAAUAGUACACUUAGAAUGUGUUGCAAUAAUUCCGAAUAUUUGUAUUAAAACAUUCUUUAUAUAAUAUUAAAAAUAAAUUUUAAUCAAAUUUCCAGUUUUAGGAAGUACAAAUGAUUGUUGUUACUUUCUUUUAUAUAAGAGCACUUAAGAAUGCUGUAUGUAUGUUGAUGUGUUUCUGCCCAUAGUAUCCAUGUACCAGGAUAUGGUUUCAUCUGUACGUAGGUGGUAUGUAAAGAAUUAUCUAACACUCAUCUGUAGAACCAUUAGGAAGCUUAUAUCUGUAUGAUUGUGUAAAGUGUCUCUGUUCCCUUUAUCUACACAGUUAUGCACUGUAGUUGUUUAUGAAAUUGAGGUUUGAUAUUGAUAUGUACAUUUAUCAUUUAGAAAUAUCAUUUCUUUAAUAAAUAUUGAAGAAUUCUUUAUGACUGACAUAUUUUAAUUGUUUGACUGUGCCAUGAACGAGAGGUAAAUAAUUUGUGACUAACCCUCUUUUGGAUAAUGUUUUAAUGUGCCAUAUGUGCUUUUAAAUCUGUUCAUAAAUAUCAAUCAUGAAGUAUCUUGGCCCCCAUUGUUAUAACUUCUUAUCAACAAGGAAAUUCACCAAAAUCAUCUACAACCACUAGCAAUGUUACAAACAGAGCUCGUAACCAUCAUGACAGCGUCCAAAGUGUAUGUAUAAAUUAUAUAAAUUACCAUGUACCGGUAAUAUGCCUCACUUCUCUUAUAGUCACACAUUGUAAAUAGCCAUCACUAUCUGUGCUACUGUGUAAUAUGCAUCACUUGUCAUAUAGUCACACAUUGUAAAUAGCAGUCACUAUCAGUGCUACUAUGUAAUAUGCAUCACUUGUCAUAUAGUCAUAAACUGUAAAUAGCAGUCACUAUCAGUGCUACUGUGUAAUAUGCAUCACUUGUCAUAUAGACACACACUGUAAAUAGCAGUCACUAUCAGUGCUACUGUGUAAUAUGCAUCACUUGUCAUAUAGACACACACUGUAAACAGCUGUCACUAUCUGUGCUACGGUGUAAUAUGCAUCACUUGUCAUAUAGACACACACUGUAAAUAGCAGUCACUAUCAGUGCUACUGUGUAAUAUGCAUCACUUGUCAUAUAGACACACACUGUAAACAGCUGUCACUAUCUGUGCAACAGUGUAAUAUGCAUCACUUGUCAUAUAGUCACACACUGUAAACAGCAGUUACUAUCUGUGCUACAGUGUAAUAUACAGUGUAUCACUUGUCAUAUAGUAAGGCUGUAAAGAAUAGUAACCAAUAUCUGUGCUAUAGUGUGAUAUGCAUCACUUGUCAUACAAUCACACACUGUAAAUAGUCAUCACUAUAUAUGUAUUAGCUACAGUGUAAUAUCCAUCCCUUGUCAUAUAGUCACACACUGUAAACAGCUGUCACUAUCUGUGCAACAGUGUAAUAUGCAUCCCUUGUCAUAUAGUCACACACUGUAAACAGCAGUCACUAUCUGUGCUACAAUGUAAUAUACAGUGUAACACUUGUCAUAUAGUAAGGCUGUAAAGAAUAGUAACCAAUAUCUGUGCUAUAGUGUGAUAUGCAUCACUUGUCAUACAAUCACACACUGUAAAUAGUCAUCACUAUAUAUGUAUUAGCUACAGUGUAAUAUCCAUCCCUUGUCAUAUAGUCACACACUGUAAACAGCUGUCACUAUCUGUGCAACAGUGUAAUAUGCAUCCCUUGUCAUAUAGUCACACACUGUAAACAGCAGUCACUAUCUGUGCUACAAUGUAAUAUACAGUGUAACACUUGUCAUAUAGUAAGGCUGUAAAGAAUAGCAACCAAUAUCUGUGCUAUAGUGUGAUAUGCAUCACUUGUCAUACAAUCACACACUGUAAAUAGUAGUCAAUAUCAUUGCUACAGUGUACCAUGUUUCACCUACUCUUUCAAAAUAACUUUUUAGUUUCAGUGUUUAAUGAACAAAAAAAGUAAUUUUCUUUUAAUCAUUGCUUUUACUUAGAUCUGUGGCUUUAACAAUAUUUGCUUAAAUGACUUGACUGACUUUCUCAGAAAAAUCAAUUCUAAAAGCCAUGAAUUAUUGUAUAUAACUCUUGAACAUUUUUAGUGUCUUAGUGUCAGCUUCUAAUUUUAUACGUAGAUCGCGUUUAGUAGGCGGAGCAUGUAUACUGUUUUGUUGGUCAUCUACCACCUAAGACUCCACCUCUGUUAAACCGCUGUAACGCUCAUCAAUUAUUUUGACCCUGAAAGUAGCAUUGUAGCGAGGGAUAACUGUAUAAAUAUACAUGUAUGUUGUACUUACAGAAUUAGUUUGCAUGUUAUGUAUGUGAAAAUUAUAAUUGCAACAUUGAUCAUAUGAAUAUCCAGUCACUUGUGCCUUUAAGUGUCUGAGCAUUACUGUAUAUAUUUGUCAAGUUACCCAUAGUAUAUAAGAUAUAUACUUAAAGAUGUUAACUUUAACUGUAAAUCGAGAUCUAGUUUCAUAUUAUGUGCAUAUCAAACUGUGUUGUUCUGUUCACAUCAAGACCGCCUCCGUGGUCUAAUGGUAGAGCGUCCGCCCGGAGAUCAGAAGGUCUGGGGUUUGAUCCCCAGCCGCAUCAUACUAAAAGACGUUAAAAGAUGGUACUUGUUGUUACCCUGUCUGGCGCUCGGCAUUAAGGGGCUAAAACAAGGACUGGUCAGCUCGGAGUCAGUAUACUGUGUCUGAGUGGGGUAUUCAUGUUAAACUGCGGCAUGGUAUCUCAGUGUGCUAGCACUAUAAAUCGGCAUCAGUCCGGACUAGUACAAGCAGCCACACACACACACAUACACGUGCAUGCACGUCGCUAUAUAAGUGCAAUAAUCUUGGACGCGACGUUAAACCCAUUUCACCUCACCUCACCUGUUCACAUCACUACACCAAAAGUGAAUUUAGUCUUGAUUCAUGAUUCAUUUAUCUGCUGUCUUAACUUUCUUAAUCUCACAGUUAAGUAUAUCCAUUGUUUGUUGAAUGAGGACAUCUGUUUGAUGCCCUUGAUGUUAUGGAUGAUAAUUCCUACAUACGGUCAUGGGUUCUCAGGCACUGAACACAAAUAAUCCAUGCUUUUUUUGUAAGUGCAAACAUCAUUAUCAUAUAUGUGAUGGGCAGUCUGAAACUGUGUGAGGGAAGUUGUCAGUCUUUAGAAGCCCCAAUAUGUUUAUUAUGACAAAACUGUUAUUUUAUUCAUUUUUCCAUUUCAAAUCACAAAAUAUUUGUGUCAUUGUGGCAAGAACAAACUAUUGUAUUAUAGUAAUUAAUCUAAUUCUGAAAUGUAUUUUUGGCCAUAUACUAUGGACAUGUUAACAACUGAUUUAAUUUCCUUAUCUGUUAACUUAGAAGCAAUAUAGUACAUGUAUCAGUCAAUUAGAAAAAAACCCCUCUUAAUAAGAAUUACUAUGUAGUUCAAUAUUUAGUGAACUGUUUUAAGUAAUUCAUUUUUCUUGUCAUUAUGAAUCAUGUACAUCCAUAUCUAGAUGAUUAUUAUUCAAGACAAACAUGUUCAGAGAGAAUGUGUUUUUUCACAACUUGUACAUUGUAGAUGAGAUUUUGUAAUGAUCAUUGAUAUUGUCCGAUUUCUCUAAGUGUUGAAUUCCAGUAUGAAUGCAUGUUUUAUAUUUACCAUUAUGUACAGUGAGGUUGUAUUGGGAGAAACUGAUUGUGAAGUUAACAGACUUUCUUGUCAUUUGAUAAAGAUCACUAAUCACGUAAAGUUAAUGAAGGUUGAUGAGUUGUCAACAAACAUGGGAGAGGUCUCAAAUACUUAUGUUCGGAUUGUUUGAUAAAUUUGUCUUGUUUAACCAGUUUUAUUUUCAACAGAGCUCUUUUUUAUAUUUCCAAAAUGUUGUGAUGCUACACAUGUGAAAACUGAUAUAUGUACCAAUGUAAUGAUUUAUUUGCUUUUAUUAUUAAACCAGUUGUGCUUUG
Molecule: messenger RNA, 23605 nt
Organism: Haliotis rufescens (red abalone)
Lineage: Eukaryota; Metazoa; Mollusca; Gastropoda; Lepetellida; Haliotidae
Product: E3 ubiquitin-protein ligase rnf213-alpha-like
Exons: 93
Coding region: 103-17508 (5801 amino acids)
Molecular function (GO): ubiquitin-protein transferase activity; ATP hydrolysis activity
Source: RefSeq, a predicted model, not a curated record